AGCACUCGCGAUUUCCGCGCUCGCGUUACACGCCGCGAGAUCUGUAAAAGUCACCGACCAGCUCGUCCGCGUGCCUCGCUCGCGGCCGAUAAACGCCGCGGUUAUCUUGAUCCUCGACGUCCUAUUACGUAGAUCGAGACUCUCCUCUCCGGGAAUAACUCGCGAAAAUCGUUACCGUACACCCACCGCGAGCGAUCCAACAAGAGUUUUUAUCGGGAUAAUUUCGGCGGUGCCAGCGAAUUUCACCUAACGGAAUCGUCUUAUCAACCGCGAUAACGCGAAGCUGGUAACGUGUCGUGUUCGAUAAGCAUGCAGAUUCAACGAGCUACCACCAGUCUAGAGCAUCUGUUUUUUUAAUUACUUUGUUUACUAUAUAGAUCGAAGUGAAUCGGUGGAUUAUAAUACACUCUUUGUAUAUCCUCGCGAGCGAUGAACGUUUAAACAUGUUUGUGAAUCAGUUAUAAAAAGAGGGAAAAGACGAGAAUAAUCAAGCGUGGACAAUUUAGUGAGAAUUGUUUUUUAAUCAGCGCGGUACAAGAUCGCGUACGAUUGGUAGGGGUCAAUGAACUGCCGACACAAAGUAUCUACGUACAUUACGUGCGUGUGUGUGUGUGUGUGAUUUCUUUCUUCGAUUUGAGAACAGUGUGUAUAAACCCGCGAACGAAGCACGGAAAAUGCUAAUCGGCGUGAAUUACAAGGAAUGCAGCGAAACCACGAAUUCCGUUUGAUUUACAAUCACCGGCAUUGACCAAGUCGCGGCUACGAUUAUCGUACUACGAAAUCUGUGCGAACCUGUUUCGCUUCCAUGCCGAAGUGUCGGCUGCAAUUUUGUUAGUCGCGAAACGUAUUCGGUUUCCUCCCGGCCUGUAUCCAGUUUCGUGUACGAGAAGCCGUGUAACCGCUUGUGCCAUAUUGGGACCAACAGAUCUCCAUUAUUCCACCACCACGAUGAUACACGCUAUUGUGUAAGAUUCUUUCUCUACCGUCAACACGGGCACGGUACACGUGUAAGAGGCAUUAUUCCCACUCAGAGGACUCGCGCGAGAGAAAGAGAGAAAGAGAAAGAAAGGAAACUGUGAUAGAACAUGAGCGUUUGUGUGUACGAGAGCAUAGAAAUUGGCAAGAUGACAACGUUGAAAAAGGACGAGAAGAGGGCUUUGAAGAAGUCGAAGAAGUCUAGCCAGAAGGCAGUGAGGAAGCUGAAUUCAGCGAAGAACAACGGAUCGAAGGUGGAUGCAGAAGAGCGAAGGGAUGAUCCUCUGAAUUUUGAUUUCGACGUGUCGUUGGACGAGGCGGACAGGGAGGCGAGGACAAGCGGGAAAUUCGAAAGGACGUCGAUUCGCAAGAAAAUCGGGUUGCUGAUAAAAAGUAGCGUGGAGUUACCGGCGGCGAUAAAUCGCAGCCUACAGCCUAUCAGACGCAGCCUUAGCUUCAGCAAGGACUUGAACCGACUGCAAGAGCCUCCGAGGCCACAUAGGGCAAGCAGUGCACAAUGGUAUAACAGCAGUCUGGUGUCUUUGGCGGAAGACGAGUGUUUGGAUGAUCUGGAUAUCGCACCAGCGAGGAACAGCACCUCGGAAGAAUUGCUCUCCCUGAAGGCUCACGUCAUCAGGACGCAGAGCCUCAUCGACCCCACAUUUCAGGCUAGAAGCCCAAGGAGACGGGUGAAAGAUCUGCUUCGCAAAACCGCCCCUUACGGACGACACAGCGAGCAUUAUGACUCCUCCAUAGACUUAAGUAAUCCACCCUUCCAGGCAAGCAGCCUGCCUGCCCUUGCGCACACCGCCACGGAAGACAGCUACAGUGAGGCCAAAUACCUCCGCGAAAGGGAGCAACAGGUCAGGAACGAAUGGAGGAACUCGAAGUCCCUUGUACGACCUUUGUCUCUCCUGCAUAUCGGACAGCUACACGCCAAGCACCACUCGGUGCGUUCGAGGUCGUUGACCCAGCUGGACGCUCUGGGCAGCAACAUGCUGGACACGGGGGAGCACCAUCUGGGGGGUGGUCCCUCACAACAGCAACCCCAUCAUCUUCACCACCAUUAUCAACCUCAGCAAUUGCAGCACCACCCCCAAAAUGUCGAGAGUAACCCGCGUUUCCUGGUGCCCAACGCACCGUCCAUUGAGGGUGGCCAUCAAAACCGCACCAGGCAUAAGCUGUCCCGGUCUCAGGUGUCCAGCAGCGAGUACUUCAGCGUCAGUUUCGACUUAUUUGACGACGCUGGCGGCCUGGACCGGGAAGAGUUUAUACCUGCUACGAAAGGCACCCUCUUGGCGGAGGCGUUGAACGCUACGUGUGAAAGGCGGGGAAUAGACCUGUCGCGGAUUGAGGUCUCCGAUGGAUUGUCGCUGCCAUUGCCGAUCUACACGACAGAAACGUCGAGCCUCGGUGGCAAGCAUUUGCGGAUUACAGUUAAGGACAAUGAGAAAUCGAACUCGAGAUCGUCGAGCCAGAGGGGCAACCAAAGUGUCUCCCUGAGGAAGACGGGCGGCGGGAGUUAUCGAUGUCGAAGCAGCCGUUUCUUCAGUGUGUCCACGGAAGACUCGAGCGUCGAUUCAGAAGUAGGUAGCACCACUACACUAACGUCUGGUCGGAGCUCCGCUGGGGCUGCGGGGUUCAAGACCAGCAAACAACGCUGGAGCGGCUUCUUCUCGAACACGAAGGGUAACAAACUCGAUUUGCUCACCGCUCAACUUGACGAUUAUAAUAAGCACGGUGUACCAAAACUCACGGACGUUCAACUGCCCUACGAACUCACCCCUAACGAAGAUGCCUUGUACAAUCUAGAAAAUGACUGGCGUGACAUUGUUCUCAACUCGGACCAAUUGUCGGAGAGACAGCAGCAACAGCAGACUGCUUUAUGGGAGUUAGCUCAAACAGAAGUAGCUUACAUCAAGACUUUGAAGGUCGUGACAGAUCUAUUCAUGGCGUGCCUCUGUAGCCUGCAGGCCUCGAAUAUCCUGAACGAGGUCGACAGGACCAAGCUAUUCAGUAACAUACCCGAAAUCUACGCCGCGAAUCGCUACUUUUGGACAGAAUACGUUUUAAGAAUGGUGAACACUUCAAGAACCACUAGACAACCACUAGAUUCUGGCCACCUUCUGCAAGGUUUCGAGACGUUCGAGCAAACGUUCGCACCGUACACCAGGUACUGUGCCGAGCAAAGCAGGUGUCAGCAGUACUGCAGGGACCGUUUCAACGAUAAUCAUUUGUUUACGGUCUACCUGGUGUGGUGCGAGACUCAGAAGGACUGCAACAGAUUGAAACUGUUGGAUAUACUAGUGAAACCUAUGCAGAGGCUGACCAAGUACUCCCUCCUCUUGAAAGCUGUUCAUAAGAACACGGAGAACGAGGAGCAACGAGCAGAGUUGACACAUAUGAUCAAAUCUGUAGACGACUUCGUUGCAUCUGUGAAUGCAGCUCUGAAGAGGAACGAGGAGACAGCCAAACUAGCCAGCGCCGCGUCUCGAAUAGAGAGCUACGAUGUGGUCGAAUCCAGGGACGAAGAGUUAGAGAAACUUAUUAAGAUUCACAGCACGUUCGACAUUACCACCGCUCCGAUGCCUGGCUGCUCGAAAGACACGCUCAGAGUACUUCUACGCGAGGGAGAUUUAAAGCUAAGGGACGCAGCUAGUAGCAAGACUGAGGUGCACGUGCUGUUGCUUACGGAUAUGCUAUUGAUCUGCAAACCGUCGACCAAGAAAACGUCUUCCAGUGGACUGACUGGCACCUUGGGAGGCGGUCUGAAGAUUAUAAGACAACCAUACGUGAUCGAUCGCAUCUCGAUACACGAGCUGAAGGAGCAUAGCAGCUUGGGGCUAGUUUAUCUUAACGAAUACGGGGCUGCAUCAGCUGCUCUGGUUCUCAGCGCUGGAGAAUCGAAAUUAGCCAAGUCUUGGAUGGAAGCGAUAAGAAAAGCUCAGCAACAAUUCGCUCUAAUGAAGGUGCCACCACUUGGUAGCACUAUGAGCCUAAGCGCUGUUAGUAGACAGCCUAGUACAUUCCUUGGUGACAUUGAAUUCGAGCCAGAAGAGUGUGAGGGUAUUCCAAAGACGCCUAGAGGAAGUAGCCGGGCGUCUAGAGUUAGCAGCCUCGCUCACAGUCACAGUCAUGAAACUUCAAGCGGAAGCAUAGAAAUGGAGGGCGUUUCUCCAGGAAGCAGUAGCUUCCUACCCAGUUACAACCCUAGCAGAAACGUUAGCGUGGAAACGAACGAACCACCAAGAGCCUCAAGUGUAUCAUCUGAGGAAGGAGGUGAAAGCACAGGACAUAACCACAGACCAUUACAAAUUAGUCCUCACAAAUUUGAUAAUAGACGACAUCUGCCGAGCAAAUCACCGACGCCAAACACGCUGAGCGUCCAGCUACCAACAUACUCUAGCCUUGGCCAAUCGCUGCCAAACUUGACUCUGGCCACGUCGCCGCAGACGUCGACAGUGUCACCGACACCGCCGAACUCGCUUCUCAUCGUACCCCAGAUAACGAAGAGCAAGGACACUUUGCUCUCGCCGGGACACCGAGGUAUCUCGUAUCCACCACCGUCGCCCCCGAGAGGGGCACUCAGAAGGGCGUUCGCGAUCCCUCAAUCACGAAACCCACCUCUCGUUAAAACGAGACACAUAAGUUCGUCUGUGACACAGACGGUUCCGACUACGAUGAAUUUAGACACGGAUGCCAUCGAGGAGAGGCGGAGGAGGCUGGAACCUUCGCACAGGAUGCCAUCGACGAGCAGCAUCCCGGAUGAAAAGAAAUGACGAGAACUGGAAUACAAGAGCAACCUGCUGAGAAGAUAAAUUACCACGGACCAUCUGCAUUUGACGAAAGGGUGUACGUGAUACGUCGUGCUUAGAAACAAGAUGUUGCUUUCUGUUGUCUGUAUGCAAGUGCUGCACACGCUUUCAUGCAGGACCAGCAGAAAGGGGGCUUUAAUAAAGAUAGAGAAUGGAUUCAACUUGAGUUAGGCGAACACGUCUCGUACUCCCUGUGCCUACGAUACGAAUCGAGCAAUUUUUACAACCGAUUGGGGCCAUUCGAAAUCAACGCGAAAUUUGUACCACGACCGUAUCAUUGUAACUAAUUUGAUUCUAGCCGUGUAACUUCUAGAUCUCAUUUUGUAAUUAAUCCUCGACGUGGCGGCCGAACAUGUGGUCGUGUUUUUCGAAUAAUUACCCUAUAGUUCAUUUAGAAUUUUAAGCGACGAAUAG
Messenger RNA from Habropoda laboriosa, 5204 nucleotides. RefSeq names its product pleckstrin homology domain-containing family G member 5. Gene Ontology annotation, cellular component: plasma membrane; axon; endocytic vesicle. The record is from RefSeq and is a predicted model, not a curated record. The coding region runs from base 1086 to 4754 and encodes 1222 amino acids. NCBI's taxonomy places the organism in Eukaryota, Metazoa, Arthropoda, Insecta, Hymenoptera, Apidae. Gene Ontology annotation, biological process: endothelial cell migration; Rho protein signal transduction. Gene Ontology annotation, molecular function: guanyl-nucleotide exchange factor activity. The transcript is spliced from 22 exons.